Molecule: messenger RNA, 5135 nt
Organism: Tauraco erythrolophus (red-crested turaco)
Lineage: Eukaryota; Metazoa; Chordata; Aves; Musophagiformes; Musophagidae
Source: RefSeq, a predicted model, not a curated record
CGGAGCGGCGGCGGUGGUCCCCUUCUGAUGGGAGGAUGGUUGUUCUCAGGCAGUUUGGGCUUCUGCUCUGGAAGAACUACAUCCUGCAGAAGCGGCAGAUCUUGGUGACGGUCGUCGAAAUCUGCCUGCCGCUGCUCUUCGCCGCCAUCCUGAUAGUGCUGCGGCACCGGGUGCACUCCAUCAGCCACCCCAACGCCACCAUCUACCCCCCCGAGCCCCUGGAUGACCUGCCAGCCUUCUUCCACCGCCGGCACGCCGGCAACCCCUGGGAGCUGGCGUACGUCCCGUCCAACAGCAGUGCCGUCAGGAGCGUGGCCAAGGCGGUGGAGAGAGCUUUACCCAUCAACAUCAGAGCUCAGGGCUUUGCCUCGGAGCGGGACUUUGAGGAGUACGUCAAGACGGACAACCGCUCGGGCAACGUGCUGGCCGCCGUCGUGUUCAAGCACCACUUCCAUCAGAGCUCGGCCCCGCUGCCCCUCCAGGUCGACUAUGAGCUGCGCUUCAAGUACAGCCCGAGGAACGCGCCGCGGAGCGAGCAGACGGGCCUGAACCCCAACCGGGACCGGGACUGGCACACCAGUUACCUCUUCCCACUCUUCCAGCUGCCCGGGCCCCGGGAAGCCAAGUUUGCCGACGGGGGGACGCCAGGCUAUAUCCGAGAAGGUUUCCUGGCGGUGCAGCACGCGGUGGACAGAGCCAUCAUGCAGUACCACGCCAACGCCAGCUCUGCCAGCCUGCUGGAGAACGUCACCGUGGUGGUCCAGCGCUUCCCCUACCCGGCGUACGUCAACGACCUCUUCCUCCUCGCCAUCCAGAACCAGCUGCCGCUGCUGCUCAUGCUCAGCUUCACCUACACCUCGCUCAACAUCGUCCGCGCCGUCGUGCACGAGAAGGAGAAGAAGCUGAAGGAAUACAUGCACAUGAUGGGCCUCAGCAACUGGUUGCACUGGAGCGCCUGGUUCCUCAUGUUCUUCCUCUUCCUCCUGGUGUCCGUGUUUUUUGUCACUGUGCUCUGCUGUGUCAAGGUGAGUGAACAGGGAGCGGUGCUCACCAACAGCGAUCCCACGCUGGUGUUCACCUUCCUCGCCAUCUUCUCCGUCUCCUCCAUCUCCUUCAACUUCAUGGUGAGCACCUUCUUCUCGAGAGGUGAGGCUGCCGCCGGCGGCUUCCUCUACUUUUUCUCCUACAUCCCGUACUUCUUCAUCUCGCCCCGCUACGACGUGAUGUCCCACAGCCAGAAGCUGGCCUCCUGCCUCAUCUCCAACGUGGCCAUGGCCAUGGGGGCACAGCUCAUAGGCAUGUUUGAAGGAAAAGGGACUGGCAUUCAGUGGAGGGACCUCAUGAAGCCCGUCAGCGUGGACGACAACUUUACCUUAGCCCAGGUGCUGGGGAUGCUGCUGCUGGACUCGGCGCUCUACGGCGUGGGGGCCUGGUACGUGGAGGCCGUCUUCCCCGGGGAGUACGGCGUGCCGCAGCCGUGGUACUUCUUCAUGACGCCCUCAUACUGGUGUGGGCGCCCCAGGACCGUGGUGGGGAAAGAGAAGGAGGAGGAGGAGGACCCCGAGAAAGCCCUGAAGAGCCAGUACAUUGAGGAGGAACCUGCCGACCUCGUGUCGGGAAUCAAAAUAAAGCACCUUUCCAAGGUCUUCAAAGUGGGAAACAAGAUGAAGGAGGCAGUCAAGGACCUAACGGUGAACAUGUACGAAGGGCAGAUCACCGUCCUGCUGGGCCACAACGGUGCUGGGAAGACCACCACUCUGUCCAUGCUGACGGGCCUGCACUCUCCGACGGGCGGGCCGGCGUACCUCAGCUCCGUCGGGGUCGGGCAGGAGUCAGUCCGUCUCCGUGCUUCCCCACACGCUUGCCCCUGCAGACAGGUUUAACCCUCCCUUCCUCUGGUCUGGCAGCUGAAGGGUUACCCACUCUCCAAGUGCCCCGAGGAGAUCAACCACAUCCUACGCAUCCUCAACCUGGAGGACAAGCGCCACUCCCUGACCAAGGCGCUCUCCGGCGGCAUGAAGCGCAAGCUCUCCAUUGGCAUCGCCCUCAUCGGGGACUCCAAGGUGGUGAUGCUGGAUGAGCCGACGUCGGGGAUGGACCCAGCCUCUCGCAGGGCCACCUGGGACCUCCUGCAGCAGCAGAGGAGCAACCGCACCAUCCUGCUGACCACCCACUUCAUGGACGAGGCUGACCUGCUGGGGGACCGCAUCGCCAUCAUGGCCAAGGGCGAGCUGCAGUGCUGCGGCUCCUCGCUCUUCCUCAAGCGCAAAUACGGGGCGGGAUAUCACAUGGUGAUGGUGAAGGAGCCCUACUGUAACCUGGGGGAGAUCUCCCGCCUCAUCUGCCAGUACGUGCCCAACGCCACCAUGGAGAGCAAUGCUGGGGCAGAGCUGUCCUUCAUCCUGCCCAAGGAGAGCACGCACAGGUUUGAGGCCCUGUUCACGGAGCUGGAGCAGAAGCGGGAGGAGCUGGGCAUCGCCAGCUACGGCGCCUCGGUCACCACCAUGGAGGAGGUCUUCCUGAGGGUUGGGAAGCUGGUGGACUCCAGCAUGGAUAUCCAGGCCAUCCAGCUGCCUGCUCUCCAAUACCAGCACGAGAGACGCUCCAACGACUGGGCCAUGGACGACUCCAGCAGCCUGAGUGGCAUGACAGAUAUGACGGAUGACAGCGGGGCGCUCAUUACGGAGGACUGCUCCAGCAUCAAGCUCAACACUGGGUUCUACCUGUGCUGCCAGCAGUUCUACGCCAUGUUCAUGAAGCGAGCCAUGUACAGCUGGCGCAACUGGAAGAUGGUGGCAGCGCAGUUCCUCGUGCCUCUGAUCUUCACUGCCUUUGCCCUCGUCGUGGCCAAGACCUUCCCAGGACCCAGGGACUCGUCCCUGCUGAGGCUGACGCUGGAGCCCUACGGCCAGACCAUCGUGCCUUUCUCCGUCUCGGCCACGUCGGGUCUGUCGCAGAGGUUGGCGGAGCAGUACGUGGAGCUGCUGGAUGCCCAGCGUCAGUCACCACUGGAGGUGCUGGGUGGCCUGGAGGAGUACCUCAUCUCAAGAGCUUCUGAUGAAGGAGGAGCCUUCAAUGAGCACUACAUCGCAGCCGCCUCCUUCGAAGGUGUCGGGAACCGCACGGUAGUCACCGGGCUCUUCAACAACCAGGCGUAUCACUCCCCCGCCACGGCCCUUAUGCUGGCCGACAACGCUGUCUUCAGGGUGCUGGCAGGUCCCAACGCCUCCAUCACAGUCACCAACUACCCUCAGCCCCGCAACAUCACCGAGAAGGCCAAAGACCAGCUCAUGGAAGGCCAGACCGGCUUCGCCAUUGCCAUCAACUUGCUGUACGGCAUGGCCUCGCUCGCCAGCACCUUCGCCCUGCUGCUGGUCAGCGAGCGGGCCAUCAAAGCCAAGCACGUCCAGUUCGUCAGCGGCGUCUACGUGGUCAACUUCUGGCUUUCUGCCCUGCUCUGGGACGUCAUCAACUUCCUCAUCCCUUGUGCUCUGAUGCUGGUGAUAUUCCAAGCCUUCGACGUGCGAGCCUUCACCCAAGACAGCCACCUCGUUGACGUGAUGCUGAUCUUCCUCCUUUAUGGCUGGGCCAUCAUCCCCCUCAUGUACCUCCUCAGUUUCUUCUUCUCAGUGGCGGCCACAGCCUACACACGUCUCACCAUCUUCAACGUCCUCUCAGGCACAGCCACCUUCCUCGCAGUCACCAUCAUGAGCAUCCCAGAGCUGGGCUUGGUGGACCUCUCCAAAACCCUGGAUAAAGUCUUUAUUUUCUUACCCAAUUACUGCUUGGGCCAAUGCAUCAGUGACUUCUACCAGAACUACGAGUUCAUUCAGUUUUGCACCUCCUCCGUUGAAGCCAUCUUCAUCUGCAAGGCGUUCAAUAUCAGUUACCAGAUGAACUACUUUUCCUGGGAGACGCCUGGGAUUGGACGAUACUUGACCUCCUUGACCGUCCAGGGUUUCUCCUUCCUCUUCCUCCUUUUCCUCAUUGAGACAAACCUCCUCUGGAGACUGAGAACUUUGGUCUGUCGCAUCUGCAGGCGGCGGAAAUGGGUGGCACUGCUGAACACCGUGUCUGUGCUGCCGGAGGAUCGGGACGUGGCAGAUGAGAGGAAGAAGGUUUUGGAGUCCCCACCAGAGCUGCUGUCGUCUCUCAGCAGCCCUCUGGUCAUCAAGGAGCUCACCAAGGUCUACGACAGCCGGGAGUCCCUGCUGGCGGUGGACAGGAUCUCCUUGGCGGUCAGCAAAGGGGAAUGCUUUGGUCUUCUUGGCUUCAACGGAGCGGGCAAAACCACCACCUUCAAGAUGCUGACUGGUGACGAGAGCAUCACGUCGGGAGACGCCUUUGUGGACGGUCACAGCAUUCUGGCCAACAUCAAGAAGGUCCAGCAGCGGAUCGGCUACUGCCCGCAGUUUGAUGCCCUCCUGGAGCACAUGACGGGCCGCGAGACCCUGAGCAUGUACGCCCGGCUGCGGGGCAUCCCCGAGCGCUACAUCGGCAGCUGCGUGGAGAACAUGCUGAGGGGGCUGCUCCUGGAGCCCCACGCCGACAAGCUCGUGAGGACCUACAGCGGCGGUAACAAGCGGAAGCUGAGCGCUGGCAUUGCCCUCAUCGGUGGUCCCCCCGUCAUCUUCCUGGACGAGCCCUCCACCGGCAUGGACCCCGUGGCCCGGCGUUUGCUCUGGGACGCGGUGACGCGGACGCGGGAGUGCGGCAAAUCCAUCAUCUUCACCUCCCACAGGUGAUGGGCUGGGCUCGGCACGAGAAAUCUGGGAGCACCAGAUGGGUGGUGGGGUCCAGGGGAUGGGACCCACCUCCGGAACCUGGUGGGUGGCGGUUGGCCCCCGCCGGGGGAGGGCAGGGGGGGUGGUGGUGGUCAGCUCCAGCGAGUUCCCUAACUCGGAGCCUCUCCUCGCGCGUCUCUCGCAGGCAGCGUCCUGAAACACGAGCACCAGGGCAUGGUGCAUUAUCACUUGACCAACAAGAACCUCAGCUGGGCACAGGUCUUCGGGGCCCUGGAGAAAGCCAAAGAGAAGUAUCGCUUGGAAGACUACUCGGUGAGCCAGAUCUCGCUGGAGCAGGUCUUCAUGAGCUUCACACGCUUCCAGCACUACACAGAGGACAGAGGGAAAUGA